This is a messenger RNA of Paracoccidioides lutzii Pb01, 603 nucleotides long. RefSeq lists its product as hypothetical. Bases 1 to 603 code for a protein of 200 amino acids. The record is from RefSeq and is a predicted model, not a curated record. The transcript is spliced from 2 exons.
AUGGCAGCGUUCUAUUUCACCACCGCCAUAACCCAGCAACAGCAGCCUUCCCAGCCCACCGUCUACACCUACAUCCCUCUCCAGAAUCCCGCCCAUCCAAACUACGCUGCGGCUCAAGCUGCCAACCCCUAUCCUGGCAAUGUUAUUGGGAACCAUAGCAUAGGCCAAGGAAAUAAUAACCCUGAUGCAGCACCCGUUGCUGCAACUAUUCAGGCUGUUGUGCAAGGACAAACCGCAGUCAAUCCCACCCAAGUCAUACCCUGGCCUCAGCAGCAAGUUGCCGUGGUCACCUCUCAACCACAACAAUUUGUAGGAUGGCCCGCCCCUGGCGCCGCUGCUCCACAGCAGCAGGUAUGGUUUGCGCCCAACUCCCAGCAGCUCCAGGCACAGAAGGAAACCGCUGCAGAGGCCAAAGGAACUAAUGUCCCAUACCAGCUGAUUCCCUACCACCCCACAACCGGCCAGACUUGGUGGGUGCGUUACCUCGACGGGACCUGGGCUCAACGGACUACCACUGACAUUCACACUAAGCUCCACGGCCAGUGGCGAACCUCGAACCAGGGGGUUCCAUAUUUUGAAAUUUUGGCCAAGUUUGGGUCAUAA